UAGAAAUUCCCUAUUACGGAUUCGUUUGAUGAGUUGUGUCCUAGCGCCAUCUCCAUAUUUUUUUUCAAAGACCCCUUUGGAUACAGCCCGGCAGGGAAAGGGUUAAGGAGCGGGGGGUCCAGAUGCCUCCUCUCCUGCUCGCUAUGACGAACAAAUGAACUCCCGGGGAAUGAAAUUUAAAUUCCACAAAGGAGAAAAAGUCCUCUGUUUCGAACCUGACCCUACGAAAGCUAAAGUACUCUAUGAUGCAAAGGUCGUCGAUGUUGUAAUUGGCAAAGAUGAACGUGGAAAGCGAGUCCCAGAAUACCUGAUUCACUUCAAUGGUUGGAACAGAAGUUGGGAUCGAUUGGCAGCGGAAGACCAUGUGCUCAGGGAAACUGACGAAAAUCGCAAAUUACAACGUAAACUGGCUCGUAAAGCUGUGGCUCGCAUGAGGAGAAAGGGAUGGGGGAAGAGACGUCGUCGUCUACCCGGUGUUGAGUCAUCUCUGAAGACACUUCCUGAAGAGAAGGAAGAGAGUGAUGACGCAUGUUUGAUUACUUCUUCAGACAACAGUGACGAGGACGAUUCCGAGGAUCCGGAAUCUUUGAAAAGCGAGGAGAGCGACUCUUCUGAAGAUUUGGACAAAAUGCAGGAAGAGCAGGAAGCUCACGCUAAGAUGGAGAGUGAGGACAAGACCAUCAACAUAGACAUCCCUGAGGUUCUCAAGAAGAAACUGGAGGAUGACUGCUACUACAUCAACAAGAGGAAGAAGUUGGUGAAGCUUCCGUCCCAGAUGAACAUAUUGAACAUCUUGGAAUCAUAUGUGAAGCACUUUGCCUUCAACGCAGCCUUCUCUGCCAAUGAGAGGUACAGAAGUCACCAGAGCACCGCCCAGACCAGCCUCAGUCUUCACUAUGUUCCUCCAGAGAAGAAUGAGGAGCUUUGCAAGGAGAUGGUGGACGGCCUGAGAAUCACCUUUGACUUCACCCUUCCCAUGAUCCUCCUGUACCCCAACGAGCACGCUCAGUUCAAGAAAGUCAGCUCCUCCAAGUUUUUCCUGCCUAUCCGGGACAACACAGCCAGCUCCAGCAAGACCUUGCGUGAGCGCACCCCCAGCCCCUCGGGCCACAACCCCUCCACCCCCCAGUCCACGGACAGCCAACCAGCCCUGAGCGAGGCCUCCACCACCACGGCAAACCCCACCACCACACCCAAACGCCGGCGCUGUGCCUCCGCAGCCGACCCCGACGCCCCCCAGUCCCUGCGACGCUCCACACGCCACACCUCGGGGGGCGAGCGGAUGGCGGGCGAGGGGGGCAGCGGCAGCGCUACGACCUCACCCCAGCCCAAACGCCGCCUUGACACGCCUGCCCAGCUGCCCAAGUUCUUCCUCAAUCUGGAGAAGAAAACGCCUGUCCACAGUGGCUCGUCCUCUCCUUUGCCCCAGACGCCCAGUAAGGAGGGCAGUGGCGUCUUCUCCGGCCUGGAGAGCCGACGGAACAAUGAGCUCAACGAGGUCCUGAGCUGGAAGCUGACCCCUGAUAACUAUCCCCAGAGUGACCAGCCUCCCCCACCCUCCUACCUGUACGGCUCACAGCACCUCCUACGCCUCUUCGUGAAGCUGCCAGAGAUCCUAGGGAAGAUGCAAAUCCCAGAGAAGAACCUAAGGGCCCUGGUCAAACACCUGGAGCUCUUCCUCAGGUUUUUGGCUGAGUUCCACGAGGACUUUUUUCCGGAGUCGGCGUAUGUGUCGUCAUCGGAGGCCCAAUACUGCAUGAAGCACCCGCGGGCUGUUCCCUGACCCCGUUUAUCUCACCCUGCCUCGCCCUGAACUGCACUGCUGGGAGGGGAGCUCCAAGCUGAUUCCCAAACCAUCCCUUUCACAUCCUCUCUGAGACUGCGCCAUUAUCCCUCUCUAUGUUCACCCCUUGCCCUCCUAAAUCCAACCCAUGCGGCGAUGUGGUUUUGCCCGGCCUUUCGUAAAUAAAUAAAGCAAGGGUCUUGGCUUCUGAUCGGCCCAGUACCUCACGCUCCCCAGCCCCCAACCUGGCAGUCUGGCCUUAGGAACAGACCCCCCUGGAUGCAAUGAUUACCCAAAGCAUGGACGGCUACUUGUUAUCCUAGGCUGUAGACCCUAACCCCCUGCUUGGGUCUUUCCCACAAUGCUGACUUUGUCUUGCUUUCUCUCGCUCUGCGCUCAAGGACCACGUUUGGCCAUCUCUUUCUCUAGCAGCGCCGGCUUCUGAUCCUUCUCUCUCCGUCCGCCUAGACAAGCAUACAUCGAGAGAAGGGCUAUUUGAUACGUUUGCUUUACGUGUGGCUAUUGGAGACUGUUUGGCUUCUCCUCGGUUCGCCAUGCUUGCUGCCCCAAGCCACGCUUCAGUGUGUGUUGUCGAUUUAAGCAAUUUCUAAAUGCUUGUAGAAUGUCAUUCCUCUAGUAAUGUCUACUAUCUGUGUUCCUCUUGCUUAGAGGGGCUGUGAUGUUAUGGGCACUGUGUGUUCAUAUUUAUAUUUGUCAUGGCAUUACCCUCAAUGUUUGAAGAAGGUCAAGUUGAUGUAUAAAUGCCUUAUUCUGUUUGUUUUAUUACACUGUUAACUUGUAGACUCGAACAGGAACACACUGCGGAGGUGGAAAUGUGAAAAUAUCAACUUUCAGUCUGUUUUCUAUUAGUAUUAUCUGAAAUAAAAGUUUGAGCAAUG
Messenger RNA from Oncorhynchus keta (chum salmon), 2682 nucleotides. Its product is annotated as male-specific lethal 3 homolog. Gene Ontology annotation, biological process: chromatin organization; regulation of DNA-templated transcription. The record is from RefSeq and is a predicted model, not a curated record. The transcript is spliced from 12 exons. Gene Ontology annotation, cellular component: nucleus; NuA4 histone acetyltransferase complex; MSL complex. Lineage: Eukaryota; Metazoa; Chordata; Actinopteri; Salmoniformes; Salmonidae. The coding region runs from base 155 to 1783 and encodes 542 amino acids.